This is a messenger RNA of Oryctolagus cuniculus (rabbit), 2158 nucleotides long. It is a transcript of the gene ICMT, whose product is annotated as isoprenylcysteine carboxyl methyltransferase. Gene Ontology annotation, biological process: C-terminal protein methylation. Gene Ontology annotation, molecular function: protein C-terminal S-isoprenylcysteine carboxyl O-methyltransferase activity. The record is from RefSeq and is a predicted model, not a curated record. Gene Ontology annotation, cellular component: membrane; endoplasmic reticulum. Lineage: Eukaryota; Metazoa; Chordata; Mammalia; Lagomorpha; Leporidae.
GUGCGCAGGCGCGGCCGGCAGGUUUGCCCGGGCUACAAGCCGGCGCGGCCGCCGUCCGCCGCCCGCUCGUCCGCCGCGCUGCGCCAUGGCGGGCUGCGCGGCGCGGGCUCCGCCGGGCUCCGAGGCGCGCCUCAGCCUCGCCACCUUCCUGCUGGGCGCCUCGGUGCUCGCGCUGCCGCUGCUCACGCGCGCCGGCCUGCAGGGCCGCACCGGGCUGGCGCUCUACGUGGCCGGGCUCAACGCGCUGCUGCUGCUGCUCUACCGGCCGCCGCGCUACCAGAUAGCCAUCCGGGCUUGCUUCCUCGGCUUUGUGUUCGGCUGCGGCGUGCUGCUGAGUUUCAGCCAGUCCUCCUGGAAUCACUUUGGCUGGUACGUGUGUUCCCUGUCGCUGUUCCACUACUCGGAGUACUUAGUGACCGCUGUCAACAACCCCAAGAGCCUGUCCCUGGACUCCUUUCUCCUGAACCACAGCCUGGAGUACACGGUGGCCGCGCUCUCCUCCUGGAUCGAGUUCACCCUGGAAAAUAUCUUCUGGCCAGAGCUGAAGCAGAUCACCUGGGUCAGCGCCACGGGGCUGCUGAUGGUGGUCUUCGGAGAAUGCCUGAGGAAAGCGGCCAUGUUCACCGCCGGUUCCAACUUCAACCACGUGGUGCAGAAUGAAAAGUCGGACACGCACACUCUGGUGACGAGCGGGGUGUACGCCUGGUUCCGGCACCCCUCCUACGUCGGGUGGUUCUACUGGAGCAUCGGGACCCAGGUGAUGCUGUGCAACCCCAUCUGUGGCGUCGUCUACGCCCUGACCGUGUGGCGCUUCUUCCGCGACCGAACGGAGGAAGAGGAGAUCUCCCUGAUCCACUUUUUCGGCGAGGAGUACCUGGAGUAUAAGAGGAGGGUGCCCACGGGGCUGCCCUUCAUACAGGGGGUGAAGGUGGAGCUAUGACUGCGGGCUCAGGACCGAGGGGCCGGCUGCGUGGGCCGGAUUUUCUUACUCGUUUUAUAUGCCACCAGUUACUCUUCUGGAACACCCCUCGAGACCAGAAGGUCAGCAGCCUCAGGACCAAACGACCCAGCGAGCAGCCCGUCCCGCGCCGAUCUCGGCAGUGUUCGGCAGCGCCCUCCGGUGUGGCCCGUGAGGUCCGAGCCCCGCGCCGGGGCCGGGCGGCUGAGUGACAGCCAGGACCCCGGGGAGGCGGGCUCUCCCGGAGCGUGCAUUUACUGCCUUCCCCGUAACCACACACAGCACAGCUUUAACCUCUCCUCCUGUCCUUCCGCGCCUGAGCGUCCAGACGGGUUGAAACUCCCGCAUCGGGCGCUUCUGCUCUCCACGUAUUUAAUCACAUUUAUCUAUCUCUCUUCUGUGAAUAGCAGUGCGAAUUCAGGGGGCUCCCGGCGGUCCCAGCUCCGGCGUUUAUCUGGCAGCCCUAAGCCCAGGCGCCAGGUGUGGUGUGCGGCCACAGCGCCUGCUGUCCUGUUGGGGACGGUGGAUGGAAGCUGUGUCGCCUUUUCCUGUACGCAGGGAGAGCUUGCCGAAUGCCUGCUCUAUGCGGGACGCUGGGAAAUGCUGCGAGAUACUGCUCUCCAUUUUUUAUUUCAGGUUUUAUUCUCAACCGUAACUCACAUAUUUUGUGUCUCGGUGUAAAAUCAGUUAACUAUUUUCGACAUUCUGUCUCAGAAUCUCAUCGUCCUUAACACCAUUUCAGACUGUCUUUUCCAAAGGGGGCGGAGCCUGCACAGCUGCAGACUGAAGCAACUGACUGACGGCUUCGGCCCACAGAGCCGAUGAUGGCGGCAGCUGGGGUCCCCUCGGUGCCGCGGGCGGGGCGGGGCGGGUGGUCGGCUUCAUCUGGUUCUUUCUGGACUGGACAGGAGCCUGGUCCCCCCGGGAGGUCCUCCCGAGUGCUGCCUGGCCACGUGCCACACGGCUAGUGAGGGGCCGCCACGCUCUCCCUGCUCAGACCCCAUCUGUGGAGUGGGGUCGGCACCACCUACCUCACAGGGUGUUGUGAGGACCGGGCGGACAACGUCAGGUGGUUUUAGUACUCAGAGGGGAUUGGUGACAUCAGUGACGUCUGCACUGUGUGAGUUACCUGUGCCAGAUACCUAAGCUGUGUGUUCGAGAGCGCAUUUUACCAACUUGGAAAUACCACUUAUUUCUAGA